AUGAAACUGAAGUCCGUUUUUCUGCUUCCCGGCUCCCUCCAGCUCUCUCGCGUGGCGUGGAGUCACCUCCUGCGCUGGGUGAAAGACUCCCGAUCUGUCCUUCGUCACCGAUGCUGGGACACGCGCCCCUCCUCCCCCGACCGCUAUGCAGGUCCCGCCAACGCGCUCCGGCUAGACAGGAAGCAGCAGCUAGGCACGGAAGCGAGGACGCCUCCAUCCGACGGAACCCAAAGCCAUUCGCACAGGGCCGAGGCACCCGGCAGGAAGGGCCUCGUGGACGUCGAUGUGCUCAGCCUCAGCCCACGUGAGAGGCCGGCGCUGCUGGAGCGCCUCAUCCACGUCGCCGACAAGGACAACGAGCGGUUCCUGCUCAAGCUCAAGGCCAGGGGAGCUGACGCCGGCGGUUCUUCUCAUGGUUCUGCUCUGCUCGCGGUGGUGCUGGGUUCACCUGGGUGGCGCCUUGAAAGUGCUCGAUGGAAUGCCUAG
Messenger RNA from Miscanthus lutarioriparius, 486 nucleotides. The record is from the annotation of a GenBank genome assembly. NCBI's taxonomy places the organism in Eukaryota, Viridiplantae, Streptophyta, Magnoliopsida, Poales, Poaceae.